Dufourea novaeangliae is the source of this 1933-nucleotide messenger RNA. Its product is annotated as fatty-acid amide hydrolase 2-B-like. NCBI's taxonomy places the organism in Eukaryota, Metazoa, Arthropoda, Insecta, Hymenoptera, Halictidae. The record is from RefSeq and is a predicted model, not a curated record. The transcript is spliced from 11 exons. The coding region runs from base 29 to 1594 and encodes 521 amino acids.
GGCGAAUCGUUCGGAUACGAUCACAUUGAUGGUUCAAAAGAUCCUGAAGUUCUGGUUGUUCCUGUUGUCAUGCCUGGUCACGCCGUUCAUCAUGCUGCAGGCGUUGAGGAAACGGAAACAACUGCCACCGAUCAAGAAUCAUCAUCUGUUGGUCUCCGCCACUGAACUCGCAAGGCGAAUUCGCACGAAGGAGGUGACCAGCGAGGAAGUCGUUAAAGCCUACAUAGAGAGGUGCGAGGAUGUGAAUCCGAUAUUGAACGCGAUCGUCGAGACGAGAUACGAGGCCGCGAUUCAAGAGGCUCGUAAAGUCGACGAGUUUCUCGCCGGGACCACGGAAACCGUGGAGGAACUGGCGCGAACGAAACCGUUGCUCGGUGUCCCGAUGACGGUCAAGGAAAGCAUCGCCGUACAAGGGCUGUCUCACACAGUCGGUGUUAAGAAAAAGGUUCCCAUCAGAGCAGACGAGGACGCGGAUGUUGUGACCAAAAUACGGGAAGCUGGUGCGAUUAUUCUGCUCGUUAGUAACACUCCGGAACUCUGUCUGGCCUGGGAGACCAGCAAUCUAGUAACCGGUUCCACUUGGAACCCGUACGACACCAAUCGAACCUCUGGCGGCUCCUCGGGCGGUGAGGCAGCCCUUUUGGGUUCCGCUGGGUCCGUUGUGAGUCUUUCGUCGGACAUCGCUGGCUCGGCCCGAUUUCCGGCUAUGUGUUGCGGAGUUUUCGGCCACAAACCCACCGCUAAUUCUGUGAGCUCCAUGGGCCAUAACCCGACAUCCACCGACAAGAAUUGGAACAAUUAUUUCAGUAUAGGCACGAUGACCAGAUACGCGGAUGAUCUCGAUUUGAUAAUGAGGAUCAUAUCACACUCGGGCGAUGUUUCUCGUCGUUUCGAACAAACGGUGUCCUUAAAGAAUAUGAAAUUCUAUUACCUGGAGGAAUGCUGCGGAGUUACGUGCUCCAUCAGCCGCGACAUGAAGGAACCCAUUCACAAACUAAGGAUGCACCUCGAGACAACCUAUGGGACUAAGGUGCAAAAGGCGAGGUUGCACGACAUGAAGUUUGCUUUCGACAUAGCGACUCGUUUCCUGCUGCAUAUGGACGUGGACGAUGUCACGAAGGAAUUCGCAGCUUCGGUAUCGUGCAGAAUUUUUCUGGAGAUCCUUAAAUUCAUCUUCCGAGUCUCGCCGUAUUCCCUAUCGAUAAUCGCGUACGGAUUCACGAAGUGGCUGUACAGCAAGUUCCCGAAAUCCUACUGUAACAAUAUGGCGGACAAGAUGGCGUCGCUGAAGAAGCAAUUCGAGGAUGUUUUGGGCGACAAUGGCGUGCUGAUAUAUCCGUCGUUUAUCACGCCGGCGCAUUAUCGGUAUCAGAUGUACCCGAGGAUCGCGAAUUACACUUACAUGAUGCUGUACAACGUUCUCGGAUUUCCUGUUACCCAAUGCCCGAUGGGACUGAACAGACAAGGCUUGCCUGUUGGGCUUCAAAUUAUCGCGAAUCCCGGCAACGAUCACCUGACCAUCGCCAUGGCCAAGGAGAUCCAGAACGCAUUCGGCGGUUGGCAGCAACCACCCGCCACCGAAAUCACUGUCUAAUCUAACGUCGAUCCUGCAACAGACGUUCAUAAGAUGUUCUUUCGUAAUCACCAAUGUCUUGGCGCCAAAUUUUCAAUCCAGCUGAAAAUUGGUACCAUACAUCGAAUUUCAACUAUAUCUCGUCAUCCCACCAAGGGCAUUUAGAGGAUUACUCGUCGCUGCAAGGGACAUGUGUAUCCGUGAAAAUCGUUCAACAAUUGGAUUAUCGCGUAAUGUUACUAUUCGAUGCGAUUGCAGGGAAUGAUCGAGACUAUAUCCUAGAAAGCAGGAAAAGAAAGUGUCAAAGACAGAUAUUAAUUCUUGGAUGUGAGAAAGUAGAAAGCCACGAAAAUGCUUCGA